Molecule: messenger RNA, 1399 nt
Organism: Macadamia integrifolia
Lineage: Eukaryota; Viridiplantae; Streptophyta; Magnoliopsida; Proteales; Proteaceae
Product: oleoyl-acyl carrier protein thioesterase 2, chloroplastic-like
Exons: 7
Coding region: 44-1180 (378 amino acids)
Biological process (GO): fatty acid biosynthetic process
Molecular function (GO): fatty acyl-[ACP] hydrolase activity; acyl carrier activity
Source: RefSeq, a predicted model, not a curated record
AGAGAGAGAGAGAGAGAGAAAACAGAAGGAAGAGGAAGAGAAGAUGUUGUCAUUUAAUGGAUGUUGUAAUGCACCGGAUCAGCUCCGAUUCCUACCUCAAUGCCGAUCUCUAGCCGGUCCCAAAGCAUUGGGUCGUCGUGGAAUCGUCAACAUCUCCUGCUGCUCAUCCUCUUUAACCUUUCCGCAGCUACGAACUUCAGAUGAUAUCGUCAUAUCAGAACGGGCGAAUGGAUCGGUAGGAGCAAUAUUAAACCUUCCCACCAACGAGUCGGUGAGCUUAAUGGAGCACCUUCGGCGUGGGAGCAUUGCUGAAGAUGGAAGGUCUUACAAGGAGAAAUUCAUUGUGAGGUGUUCUGAAGUUGGGCCGAAUAAAACUUCUACUAUGGAUGCCAUUGCCAAUCUCAUGCAGGAAGCUUCAUGCAAUCACGUCCAAAGAUUUUCCUACUCCGCCGAUGGGAUGGGAAUGACAACCAACAUGAAAAAAUUGAAUCUUAUGUGGGUGACUGCUCGAAAUCACAUUGAAGUUUACAAAUACCCAACAUGGGGUAACAUGGUUGAGGUUGAGACAUGGUUUGAAGCUACAAGAGCUGGGUUAAGACGCGAUUUUAUUGUCAAAGAUGCCACUGGCGUGCUUAUCGGUAGAGGCACCAGCAAAUGGGUGUCAAUGAACAGAACCACAAGACGAGUUCAGAAAGUUCCUGAAGAAGUGCUGGAAGAACUUAUGGGUUUCACUCCACAAACUCCACGAUUAGCUUUUCCAGAGGAGGACAGCAGUUGCCUGAAGAAAAUUCCCAAGCUUGAAGAGCCUGCUCAAUAUUCUAGAUUAGGGCUCAAGGCCAAAAGAACCGAUUUGGACAUGAAUGGGCAUGUGAACAAUGUCACCUACAUAGGAUGGCUUCUUGAGAGCGUGCCUCAGGAAAUUAUGGACAAUUAUGAACUUGAAAAGAUCACAUUGGACUAUAGAAGAGAAUGCCAAUCUGGUGAUGAGGUUGAUUCCCUCGCUAGUAUUGUGAUGGAGGAUGCAGAAGCAAUUCCAGAGCUUAAUAGGACAAAUGGAUUUUCCAUUGAGAGGAAACACAAAGAAGACUGCUAUGAGUUCUUGCAUUUCUUGAGAUUUCCAGAUAGUGGACUGGAAAUAAAUCGGGCUCGUAGUGAGUGGAAAAGGAAAUCAACAAAAUAGGUUGAUUACUUGGUCUGUCUUGGACCAUCUUACCCUUGACUGUUUGUUGAAGGAGUAUAUAGCCACUUUCCUAUGAAACGCUAAAUAAGCAUCAAUGGUUUUGAGAAUUGAUUAUGAGUCCAUGUAUUUAAUACCAUUUGUUAAAUAUCCCAAAGUUGGUGAAUAUGUUAUCACUAGUGGAUUUGUAUCUUUUUAAAUUUUAUUAUUUGGUUAUAUGAA